This is a messenger RNA of Colletotrichum destructivum, 1785 nucleotides long. RefSeq lists its product as uncharacterized. Bases 263 to 1609 code for a protein of 448 amino acids. The record is from RefSeq and is a predicted model, not a curated record. The transcript has a single exon. NCBI's taxonomy places the organism in Eukaryota, Fungi, Ascomycota, Sordariomycetes, Glomerellales, Glomerellaceae.
CCGAGAGAAAAUCCGUAUGACCCCUCGUUCCUUCUCUCCAUCCGUCCUUCCCUCUAGCAUUCAAUCCGCGCUGGGCUUUGCCCCCCCACUUACCCAAUCAGACAUGGUUCGCAGCGAUCCAAAUAACCAAGCACUUCGAACUUCGCCAACCAACUUCUCGUGCGUUUGCUACAUAUCCCAUACAUAGCCUUUCCGCAGUGGACUUCCGGAAGAAUCAUUCAACUCUUUGUCACGAUAUCUGUUCAACAUAUUCCUAAUCAAGAUGGACGACCAAUUCGGAGGCCGCACAGAUGACGAUCUCUUCUUCGACGACUUUGAGCCUGUGAGCGAUCCCCAGGUUGUCGAGACCGUCGAGACCGUCGCCAUCGCAGCUCCUCCUCCUGCUGCCCCUCCCGCCGCCGUCGCCACACCCCCCGCCGAGGCUCCCAAACCUGAACCAGUCGCUCCAAAGACUGUCGAGCAACCCCCUCCCAAACAGCAACCCGCCGCGAAACGACCGCCUACUGCACCCAGGGGCGGGCUGGCCAACUCGAGGUUCGCUGACAAGCCCGCCGCUGCCCCGCGUUCACCCCGCCACCCAGCACCCGCGUCAACACCCCCGAUCACAAAGACGCCGACUCCUCAAGCGCCCACUGGUCCCGCCGCGCAAACCGCUACAGCACCCACGACACCAGCCGCGCCCGCUACCGUAGCAAGCGCUUCGCCCACUGCGACAGUCAAGAGCGCAUCGCCCGCACCGAACCCGCCGCAGAACGCUCCCACAGGCCCAGCCGCCGGCACUACCACCGCCAGCGCGACCCCCGGCGCAAACACGGCCCUCAACGCCGCCGCGCGCCUGGGGUCCGGCGCGAACCCGCGAACCAAGCUCACCGAGUCGGAGCUGGCCGCCAAGAUGGAGCAGAUGCGCAUCCUCAACGCCGAGAAGACACGCAAGUUCGAGCAGGCCGAGCAGGACGAGCGCAGCCACGCCGAGGCUUACGCGCGCGGCAUGGAGGCGGCGCGACAGCGCAGAAAGCUCGACGAGGAGAGGAGGCGGCGGAGCGAGGAGGAGCGCAAGCGCAUGGACGACGAGCGCGCCAAAAAUAGGGAGCGGAAGCUCAAGGCCAUGAGCAUGAAGGAAGGCGGCUGGGACGAAGGCAAAGACGCGCUCGCCCAGGAGGAGGAGAAGCGGGGCUUCCGCGGCGCCAACGGCGGCGUUCGCGGCACCAGAUCCGGCGCGGGGCUUUCUGGGAGCAGGUUCGCUCGCGAGGACGAUGCCGGCGGAGAUCGGUACGGCGGCGCCGGCGAAGACCGCAGAGGUGGCCGCGGACGUGGUCGGGGUCGCGGUCAGGGACGUGGUGGCCGGGGCGGCCGGGGCGGCGAGUACGAACGCGACCACCCCGCUGCGUCCAACGGCGCGCAGGAGACCAAGCCCAUCACCGCCGCCGCCGCGAAGCCCGCCGCACCGGCACCCCUUAUCAGCACCGACGAGUUCCCCGCCCUCCCCGGCAAGACGACGAGCGGCGAUGUGUCGCCGCCUGUGCUGUCGCCCCUCGGCAGGUGGGAUGACGAGAUGGAGGCGUUCGACGCCAAGCUCAAGAGCGCUGCUGCUGCUGGCGCUGCGAAAUGAAGCGGUUUUGUUUUCACGAGGCGCGGAGAUGGGUUUGGAUCACAAAACAAGCGACGAUGCAUUUUUUUUUGGAUGCCGCGACGGACGAGAAAAUGAGUAGGACUUUUUUUAUAGGGGGGUUUAUUAUAAUUCGCUUCCGAGCAUGGUCCCCCCCCCCCCCCCCCCCCCCCCCCCCU